Messenger RNA from Nothoprocta perdicaria, 2145 nucleotides. Its product is annotated as serpin B6-like. Bases 106 to 1245 code for a protein of 379 amino acids. Gene Ontology annotation, cellular component: cytoplasm. Lineage: Eukaryota; Metazoa; Chordata; Aves; Tinamiformes; Tinamidae. The transcript has 7 exons. The record is from RefSeq and is a predicted model, not a curated record. Gene Ontology annotation, molecular function: serine-type endopeptidase inhibitor activity. Gene Ontology annotation, biological process: negative regulation of endopeptidase activity.
UUCAUUCUGCUGACUUCUGCUAGCGACGCUGCAUAGCCGUGRCGUGCUUGCAAGUAACCUGAAGAUACCAAGGAAGUUAAACAGACUUAGAGAAGGUUCUCAACUAUGGAAUGCCUCAGUGCGGCAAAUACCACUUUUGCCCUCGAACUCUUCAGAAAGCUGUGUGAAAAGAACAGGACGCAGAACCUGUUCUUUUCUCCAUUUAGUAUUUCUUCUGCUCUGUCUAUGAUUUUGCUGGGUUCCAAAACUAACACUGAAGCCCAGAUAGCAAAGGUGCUUGCUUUGAGCAAAGCCUCGGACGCCCACAACGGGUAUCAGUUACUCCUUUCUGAAAUCAACAAUCCAAAUACCAAGUAUGUGCUUAGAACAGCCAAUCGCUUAUACGGAGAAAAGACAUUUGAGUUCCUUUCAUCAUUUACAGAAUCAAGUCAGAAAUUCUAUCACGCUGGGUUAGAACAAACUGACUUUGCGCACUCUUCAGAGGAUGCCAGAAAACAAAUAAAUAGUUGGGUAGAAGAGAAGACUGAAGGUAAAAUUCGGAACCUGCUGACUGAGGGAAUUAUUAAUUCAAUGACCAGACUUGUAUUGGUGAAUGCCAUCUAUUUCAAAGGCAACUGGGAGGGCCAGUUCGACAAAGAGAGCACAUCGGAAAAGCCAUUUAAAAUGAACAAGAAUGAGAGCAAACCUGUGCAGAUGAUGUAUAAGAAAAGUAAAUUUAACAUGACCUACAAUGGAGAUUUGCAGACCAAAAUCCUUGAAGUCCCYUACAUUGAUGAGGAACUCAGCAUGAUCAUCUUGCUCCCAGAUGCAAUCCAGGAUGGAUCUACUGGCCUGGAAAGUCUGGAAAGAGAGCUUACAUAUGAGAAUCUGAUGGAGUGGACUAAACCUGAAAUGAUGGACUACACAGAGGUGAAACUGUCUUUACCCAGAUUUAAACUGGAAGAAAAUUAUGAUCUGAAACCCAUUCUGAGCAGCAUGGGAAUGCCUGAUGCGUUUGACUUGGCGAAAGCAGACUUCUCUGGAAUGUCAUCUGGCAACGAGUUGGUGCUCUCUGAAGUGGUGCACAAGUCCUUCAUAGAGGUCAACGAAGAAGGCACGGAGGCUGCAGCUGCCACAGCAGGAGUGAUGAUGCUGCGCUGUGCAAUGAUUGUUCCAGAUUUUACUGCUGAUCAUCCCUUCCUCUUCUUCAUCCGGCACAACAAAACGUCCACCAUUCUGUUCUGUGGCAGGUUUUGCUCUCCCUAAACAGGACMCAUCUUGGCAGAUGAGCCCCUAUUACUCCAGUAAGUUCAUGAUCUUUAGCUAUAUAGGAUUACUCUUUCGUACUCACUGCCUUUUCCAACAGUGCCUGAAUCCAGUUUGCUGGUCUUUAUUUCAAGCUUGCAUGGAAUAACAGCCACUUAGAAAUGUAUGGCCACUGCCAUUUAAAACAAACCUUUUAUGCAAUGUGCUUAAAUAGACAAUACUCUUAACUUUUUGAAAGCAUUAAAAAAAAAAAGAAAAAAAUAUUUGCUCAGUGAAUACUUCUAUCUGUGCUUGGGUUUCACUGUCUGUGCUUGGGUUUCACUUCAUGUUUUUUGGCCACCAGASACCAGAGGUCUCAGAGAAAAGGAAGAAAAUAAUUUUAUUUCUUGAAGCUAUUACCCACCCUUGUCCCCUUUUUCUUCUGUUCCCAGUCUUUUUUCCAUUCUUUUUUUUUUUACCCCCACAGACAGGUGCAUUUAUUGUUUGAUACCUUCUUUACAGAUGAAAGGAGGGUUUGGCAGCCUAUUUUACAUGUUAUUAUCAUCCUAACUGGACAGAUUUUAAGGGGAUACUAACUAGACAAGCACUUCGCCAGCAGUGGGAAUAAAAGUAGGACCCUUGUAGCAGAUGACCUUACAAAUCUUGAUGGGGCCAGGAUCAGUGUUUUAUCGACAGCUGACACCAAGGUUUAUUAGCCACUGUACAUGGAGGCCUCUUACCAAGUAGGACUGAUAUUUCCRUCAAAAUAUAAAAAGCAUGUAAUUUAAUAAAAGGUAUAGGGGGGCUAUGCAAUAUAUAAAUGCCAAUCAUUUAUUUUUGUAGCUUUUUCUUUUUUCUUAUUCAUGUUUUGCUAAACAAGCUURGUAGGUAAUACCCAAGAUAUGGCUGAAAUGACUUUUU